AUGCGUCUUGUCGGAGCGCAGUGUCAGAGCAUGGAGGAGCAGCUGUCUCCGUCUGCGCGUUUGGCGCGUGCUGCUGGACCUCAGGCCAGAGUCCACAGCAUUGAGGCCAUUCUGGGUUUUAGAGAGGAGAAGAUGCUGCAGGUCGAAACCUGUGGGACCAGAGGGGCCACGAAAACAGACACGAACUCUGAAAGCUUCCAGAAUGCCCCUUCGAGCCCGGACCGUAAGAAGCACCGGCGGAACAGGACCACCUUCACCACGUUCCAGCUGCAUGAGCUGGAGAGGGCUUUUGAGCGGUCACACUACCCGGACGUUUACAGCAGAGAAGAACUCGCACUGAAGGUCAACCUGCCAGAAGUGCGCGUCCAGGUGUGGUUCCAGAACCGUCGUGCUAAGUGGCGUCGUCAGGAGAAGCUGGAGGUCAGCUCCAUUAAGCUCCAGGACUCCUCCAUGCUGUCCUUUCCCAGGUCGGCCGCUCCGGGGCUGGGCAGCGCUGGCUUGCCGCUGGAUCCCUGGCUGACCGGGCCCAUUUCGGGUCCUAUCUCGUCCCCUAGCUCACCCUUACAGUCUCUGCCGGGCUUUAUGACCUCUCAGCCUUCCAGCUACACCCCUCCGCCUUUUCUGGGCCACCCUCUACCCCACCUCGGCCCAGUGUGCCCCCCUCCACCCCCGCCGGCCUACCAGUGCUCAGGCUUCAUGGACAAACUCAGUCUGGAGGAGUCGGACCCCCGCAACUCCAGCAUAGCAUCGCUGAGGAUGAAGGCCAAGGAGCACAUUCAGUCCAUAGGGAAGACAUGGUAG
Colossoma macropomum (tambaqui) is the source of this 801-nucleotide messenger RNA. It is a transcript of the gene rax, whose product is annotated as retinal homeobox gene 3. Gene Ontology annotation, molecular function: RNA polymerase II cis-regulatory region sequence-specific DNA binding; DNA-binding transcription factor activity, RNA polymerase II-specific. NCBI's taxonomy places the organism in Eukaryota, Metazoa, Chordata, Actinopteri, Characiformes, Serrasalmidae. The record is from RefSeq and is a predicted model, not a curated record. The transcript has 3 exons. Bases 1 to 801 code for a protein of 266 amino acids. Gene Ontology annotation, biological process: positive regulation of transcription by RNA polymerase II.